AUGACAGUGGACAUGAUGGUUGGCCCGCGCCUGAUUGAGGACCAACCCAGUAUCACACUACACGCAGGAGAAAUAAGGGUACCAGCGGGCAUUGAACUAGCUGACCCACUCUUUUAUCAAAAGCAACCAGUCGAAAUUCUACUUGGAUCGCGAAUAUUCUUCCAAAUCAUGGGACCCAGAUCCAUCAAUCUGGGCAGCGGACCAAUCUUCCAAGAGUCCGCAUUCGGGUGGCUUGUUGGCGGACUAACAUCGUUGCAAGUACCGCGACGAGCUACCACGGCGGUUAUAGCAUCUGAGCCUGAAGUAUCAAGCAAGUGGGAUUGCGCAUCGGCCCCAGAUCAUAGCUACAAGGAUCAAGGACUAGAUAAUCUGUUCAGAAGUUUUUGGGCGCUUGAGGAGGUAACUUCUGCGGAAGCGAAGCCCUGCCACAGCGCGAAUGCAAGCGAGGAGCAUUUUCAGAAAUACACGACGAUAGGAGCGGAUGGAAAAUAUGUAGUCCGCAUUCCCUUCAAAAAUGAGCCACAGUUACUAGGCCAUUCUUUUGAGCAGGCAAAACGGCGAUUUCUAUCCUUGGAAAAACGCCUUGCCCAUCAUCCGGAAGUUUACAAGCAGUAUAGAGAAUUCCUAGCUGAAUAUCUCGCGAUGAAUCACAUGGAGAUAGUCCACUCCAAGGACAAAUCCAAGGUCAGGUACUACAUACCGCAUUCCUGUGUAAUCAAACCAGAUUCCACUUCAACGAAAUUACGAGUAGUAUUCGACGCCAGCGCAAAAACGUCAAGUAACAUAUCACUCAACGACAUUCAGCACAGUGGUCCUGUUAUACAGCGUGAAUUAUUUGACCUGUUGUUGGAUUUCCGAUGCCACGACAAAGUGGCCACAGCCGACGUCGUGAAAAUGUAUAGGCAAGUAAAUCUUCACGAAGAGGAUUCGUGGUUCCAAUGCAUCCUCUGGCGGAACGAUCCCUCCGAGGAAAUACAAGUAUACCGAUUGAAAACGGUAACGUACGGCGAGGCGGCAUCGUCCUUCUUGGCAUGCCGAGCGCUUCAUGAGGUCGGAGAGGAAAUUCGACCCGAACAACCUGAAAUUGCUGAGGUUAUUCAACAAUGCUUCUACGUGGACAACUUCAUGAUGGGGGGAGAUUCAGCCGAAAAACUGUUGGAAAGGCGGCAGGCAGUGGAAUCAGCCCUGAUGAAGAGAGGUUUUCCUCUACGCAAGUGGGCGUCCAACGACGUCAGCAUCCUCGCUGGAGUAUCUGACGAGGACUUGGAGAAAGAAAUCCGAAUUGGGGACCAUGACAUCAUAAAGACAUUAGGUGUAGCGUGGUCGCCUAAGGCUGACACGUUCCGGUGCAUCGCUAAUGACCCGGUAAAUUCCCAUGAGAAAAUGACUAAACGGCAGCUCGCCUCAGAGAUAUUGAGGCUGUACGACCCACUAGGAAUCAUGCAGCCAAUAAUCAUCACAGCCAAAAUCCUUCUUCAAGGACUUUGGAAAAUUAAGCUAAAGUGGGAUGAUGAAAUCCCAGCUGAUUCGCAACAUGAAUGGCAGCAGCUGAAGAAAACAUUACCAAAACUUGCUAGCUUGACAAUUCCGCGCCAGGCGAUUCCUAGCAAUCCCGUGCACCUGGAACUGCAUGGAUUCUCAGAUGCUUCUAACCUGGCUUAUGGUUGCGCGGUCUAUGCAUAUUGCAUAGACGAGAAAAAUCGAAUAUCUAUGAACCUAUUGUGCGCCAAAUCUCGAGUGGCGCCAAUGAAGGAUGUCACCCUUCCACGAAAGGAACUUCUGGGAGCAAAGCUACUAGCGGAGUUAAUGAAAAGGGUAAUUUCCAUUAUACCAACACACGUUCAAAGAACAUACUACUGGUGCGAUUCACAAGUAGUCUUGGCUUGGAUUCAUUCAAGCGUACCCCACAGUGAAGUGUACGUUCGCAAUAGAAUCAACGUAAUUCAGUCCCUUACGCAUCGAGCGGAUUGGCGAUACGUUCCAACGGAUCAGAACCCAGCUGACAUAGUCUCGAGAGGUAUCUCCGUGAGAAAACUUCUAACCACGAAAAAGGAUAUAUGGCUGCAUGCCACAAACUAUGCGCUAGAGAACAGACGGCGCGCUGAGGCAUAUGGCGCUCCGCAAGUGAUAGCAAUCUGUUCGUCAACCGACAGAGACAGCGCCAGCAGUGAGGUGGAGGACUUAAUAUCAAGUUACCCGCACCAUAACUCAUUCCAGAAGACGCGGAGGCAUUUUGCUGUCGUCAAUAGGGCCAUGAACAACUUCAUGUCUAAAUCAGCGGCCAUCAAAAGUCGCGGGAUUAACCGAGAGCCAUGCUUCGGGCCCCUAACCGUCAGCGAACUGGAGGCUGGUGAGCAACUGAUCGUCAAGCAUCUACAGCGCAUCAGUUAUCCAAAGGAGCUCGCUCACUUAGAGGAACAAGGAACCCCUACAAAGCAGGGCCCCCUUCAACAUCUCAGUCCAAUAAUCGAAGAUGGACUCAUCCGCAUCGUGGGCAGGCUUAGCCUGUCCGACUUACCUCAGCAUCAACGGCGUCCAGCAAUAAUACCCCAAGAGCAUUUCUUCGGAAAAAUUAUACUAGAGCACAUUCAUCGACGAAAUCUCCACGCUGGCUUGGAGACAAUCAUUUCGGACUUCCAGCAACGCUAUUGGAUGCGGAACCUCCGAAAACUGGCCAAAACUGUCGUCAAUCGAUGUAUCUUGUGCGCACGAGCUAGGCCGCGCAAGCUUCAACAGCAAAUGGGCCAGCUGCCAAGACCUAGGGUGAAUCCAUCCCCAGCAUUCACCCACACCGGAGUAGAUCUAUGCGGUCCGUUUCAGAUUUUGCCAAGCCCACGGGCCAAAACGAGGAUGACAGUGUACGUGUGCAUCUUCGUCUGUUUUUCAACAAAGGCAGUUCAUCUUGAAGUGGUGGAAGAUCAGUCCACAGGUGCAUUCAUUGCUGCUCUGAUGAGGUUUACUUCACUGCGUGGGAAGCCAGAAGUAAUCUAUUCAGACAAUGGACGGAACUUUGUUGGAGCAGGUAGGGAACUUGCAGAACUACGGAAAAUCUAUAACAAUGAGAUCUUUCAAGACGAAUUGGUCGGAAUAGCAGCCAACAAGGGGAUAAAUUUCUCCUUCAUACCGCCCCGAAGCCCAAACUUUGGAGGGCUUUGGGAAGCUAACAUCAAAGUUGCAAAACGGUUGUUCACGGCAGCAGCCCGCGGGGCAUGCUUCAACAUUUUGGAACUGCAGACUGUACUCUACCAGGUGGCGGCAAUUAUGAACUCUCGCCCCCUCACAGUGGUCUGGACGGAUGCUAGCAUCCCAGAACCACUGACUCCAGGCCACUUCCUCAUCGGAAGAUCAAUGACUGCUCUGCCAAUCCCGGGCAAAUUUAUCGAAAACGGGAGCAUAUCGGUACGCUGGAAGCGUAUUCAGCAUCAAACUCUGCAAUUUUGGCGGAGGUGGCAGGAUGAAUACCUGCAACAUCUGCGCUGCAUGGCCAAAUGGACCAAGAAGCAGCCCAACCUAGCAGUUGGGCAAGUUGUCCUCAUUGGAGAUGACCACAAUCCUGUAGCAAAAUGGCCUAUGGGUAUCGUAACCAGUACGCAUCCAGGUGCUGACGGCGUCGUGCGAGUUGCCACAGUUCGCGUCGGACCUAAUCUUUACAAACGCAACGUUCGACUGUUAGCCCCGUUGCCCAUCGACUUACCAGCAGUUGACAAUAACGCAGAACUAUCUCCAAUCAACGAAGUAGCUGAACAUGAAGAGGACCCCCCACCUCAAGCAAUUUGGGACGAUCGCUUGCGUCCUCGUCCCAAAGGGGGGAGAAAAUGGAUGUAG
Aedes albopictus (Asian tiger mosquito) is the source of this 3825-nucleotide messenger RNA. RefSeq lists its product as uncharacterized. Gene Ontology annotation, biological process: DNA integration. The record is from RefSeq and is a predicted model, not a curated record. Lineage: Eukaryota; Metazoa; Arthropoda; Insecta; Diptera; Culicidae. Gene Ontology annotation, molecular function: nucleic acid binding. Bases 1 to 3825 code for a protein of 1274 amino acids. The transcript has a single exon.